AUUGUUCUAUGAAACAAGACUGGGAGGACAGUCACUCUUCAGUGUGAUAAAGGAAAAUCCAGAGGAGUGUACCCAAACUGACUGGACAAAAUGGCAAAACAUUUUGUAAAGCUCUUCAGUUGUUUCAAUCCCAGAGAAAAUCGAGUGGUUACCAGAGCCAGAGAGGAGCAACUGCGAAAGUACAUCUUAGAGACCCUCAGCUACAUCAAAACAGCCAAGAACUUCUGUGACACAGAACAACAAUGGACCACUCAGAGGAAGACAGAGCUAAAGAAGAUGAGAGACAUCAAAAGCCGUGCAGACAAAGUCUCAGGCACUUCCAGAAAGCAGGAGCUGGAGAAGGAGCUGGGGGCAGUUCUAAGAGACACUCUGGAGGGGCUGCAGAACCUUCAGCCCUUCCUGGACGCAGUGGAGAGGCUAGCAGUCACCUCACUGUUCGUGUUCACAGAUGAGAUCUUCCUGCCGAGGGGGGUGAGUGCUGAGGCUGUACGAUCGGUGAUCUCAGCAGCCAGAACCGUAUCUCCGCUCCUCAUCCACUUCAAGAGAGAUGACGGAGCUUUCUUCUUGCCCAAGCUGGGCAACAUGGACGUCCUGGCUUUCCAGCUGGACAAAUAUGUCCGCAUCACACAAGAGCUCUGCGACAGAAUAUCCAAGAGCACAUUGGACAUUAUGGGCAUACAGGACAACUAUUCACUGACGUUUAGUUUCAAAAUCAAUGGGGCCACAAACAACAUGAUUGACCACCUGAGCAAAAUCAGAAUGGACGAGUCGUUCAGGAUGUCAUUCUUAUUUAAAGGGAAAGCUCAGCACUUCAUUGAGACCUACAGAGGAUGUCGCUCUAGGAUGUUCCAGUUCCUGUCAGAUCUAGAGGAGACUGCAGUCCAGCUGGAUAAAAUGAAGAAGGGCUCCAGCAUCUCCACUGUGGCGGGCAGUUCAGUUGGUGCUGUAGGAGGUGUCUUGUCUAUUGUAGGCCUGGCUCUCGCCCCCGUUACUGCAGGAGUGUCCCUGGCCCUCACAGCUACGGGGGUUGGGAUGGGGGUCACCAGUGGAGUCACUAGCUUAGUCACAGGCAUCACUGAAAUGGCAGUCAACAAACAUCAUGGGGAGAAUGCCAAAAGCAUUUUCCAGAGAUUUAUGAAGGACGUGCAGAAAGUCCAAGAUUGUCUAGAACAGGUAUGUACUCAGUGUCCUUUACCAAACCUUGAUGAGGGUGAUACCGCACUUGGUGCUGGAAAAGUGAUAGCCAGUGUUGGAACCGCAGGUAAAGGUACUGAUGCCCUCCUUGAUGGAGCUUCGGCUAUGAAAGCUCUCAGAAGUGAGGAAGUGGUUAGAAGUGCGGUCAGCAUGGGCCUUCAGGAAGCUAAAGCAGCUCGGAACAUCCCCAACCUUGCUGCAGACCUGCCUGACAUCGGGCAGCUGGCUAAGGGCACUCCUCUGGCGAUGACAAAAGCAGCCAGGGCCGGGUUUAUCACUCUAAACGCCUUAUUCGUUGGUCUAGAUGUUCUGUUCAUCUGCAAAGAAAGUGUGAGUCUGGCCAAAGGGACGAAAAGCAAAAUGUCUCAGCUCAUCUGCUGUAGAUCAGCUCUGUGGCGCUCAGAGAUAGAGGCAUGGGAUGAGAUCCAUGACUCUCUAUGCAAAGGGAGUGAAAUAUUCCAGGACAACCUUGAGAUUCUACAGCAAUCUUUUAACAUUAGUAGAGAGAUUAGAUCAAAAAUGCAAAAGAAGCUGAAGUGUAUUAGAAGGACCACAGAAUAUUUGUAAAUAUCAUUUUAACUGAUCCACUGCCAGCUCUACACUCUUUAAAAAGAUGGUUAUUUGAUAGUUCUUUGGUAAAGACAAUGGUUCUAUGUAGAACUGUGAACACUUAAAGAACGAUUUUCAUACUUUCUUUGCAUGGUGAAAUCAUUCUUUAGAUUGAUCGAGAAUGUGCUGCAUAUGGUUCUAUAUAGAACCUUUUUAAAGCAUUAGAAAGUAUAGCAUCAAAAUGGUUUUUCUAUUGUUACAAGCUUGACAUUGUACCAACACAAGAGCCCUUUUUGGUACUAUACAGUGGGUGUUGGUUCUAUAUAGAACCACAGUCUUUAUAAAAGAACCAUCCUUGUAAAGAGUGUACAUAAUAAACAACAAGUCCAGCAAGUUAGGACCCUGUUUUUUCAUGCUGUCCAACUUUUUGUAGCAACUUUUGGGUUGUUUUUAUAGCAUUAUGUUGUCUAAGAUGCUGUGCUAUGGCCAUGUAUCUGUACAAGGUGCUACACUACCCAGAGUGACUGACUUCCUGAGAUACAUAUGUGCAGCAUAUGUAAUACAGAAUAACAUAAAAUAUAGCAUUGGUGAUAUAAAAGUGAGAUGUUAUGAGGUCACUUGACAGAUUAUGCUUGUAAAAUACAAACCACAUAAUUUUUAUUUGGAACACUUGUAACAUGGCUAGCUAAGUCAGCAUGCUUUAGUUUAAGUAGCUAUUCAAUUUGGGCUACAUGCUCCAGUGUCGCUUGAUAUUCCUCAUCUUAGCAAUCAGAUGAGGAAUUAAUCGUAUAAUAUCAAUAUCAUAACACAUGACAAUAAGCAUUAAGUGUGCUGUAAAUGAGCAUAACAUGAUGGAAUAUGGUAAGAAAUCAAAAGAUACAAACUGGUGCAAUUUCUCUCUGAGUAGACUACCUUCCCAUUAGCUUAGUCAGGCUUUUAUGACAUAAUUUUUAAUGCAAGCUUUUUCAGAAAUCAGUGAGACAGAGAGGAGUAAAAUCUACUUUCUUAUAAAAGUUGUAUAGUUGUAACUGGAGUCAAAUCAACAGUCAAAUGUGUUGCUCCAAUAUGUGUAUGAACCCCUCAGCAUUAAUGAUGCCUCCACAGAUGCACAACUUACUCAUAAAUACUCCCCACACAGUGACAGAUACUGACUUUUGAACUUUAUGCUGGUAACAAUCUGGAGGGUCCUUUUCCUGUUUGGCAUCCAUUAUUUCCAAAAUUUCAAAGGUGGGCUCAUCAGACCAUAAGACAGUCCAUUUCAGAUUAGCUUAAGUCCAGAGAAUUCGGUGGUGUUUCUGGAUGGUUUUUUAAAUAUAUGGCUUCUGAUUUGUGUAGUAGAGUCUUAACUUGUAUUUGUAGAUGCAGUGAUGAACUGUGUUUACUGACAAUGGUUUUCCAAAGUAUUCUCGAGCCAAUGUGUUUAUGUUCUUUACAGAAGUAUGUCAUUUUUUAAUGUAGUGCCAUUCUUUGCAAUUGCAUGCAGCUUUUUUGCAAAUCUUGAAACUUCAGUGCUUGAAAACAAAUCAGCCUUUCAUGAAUGCUCCUCUUAUACCCAAUCAUGGAAGCAUCUACUGAUACAAGUGUUUUUGAUCAUUCCACAAACUUCCCAGUCUUACAUUGCCCCUGUUCCAGACUUUUUUGCAAUGUGCUGCAGGCAUCA
Colossoma macropomum (tambaqui) is the source of this 3403-nucleotide messenger RNA. RefSeq lists its product as uncharacterized. The transcript has 6 exons. The coding region runs from base 91 to 1761 and encodes 556 amino acids. The record is from RefSeq and is a predicted model, not a curated record. Lineage: Eukaryota; Metazoa; Chordata; Actinopteri; Characiformes; Serrasalmidae. Gene Ontology annotation, molecular function: lipid binding. Gene Ontology annotation, cellular component: membrane; extracellular region. Gene Ontology annotation, biological process: lipid transport; lipoprotein metabolic process.